Notolabrus celidotus (New Zealand spotty) is the source of this 1420-nucleotide messenger RNA. It is a transcript of the gene dpt, whose product is annotated as dermatopontin. Gene Ontology annotation, molecular function: extracellular matrix structural constituent. Gene Ontology annotation, cellular component: extracellular matrix. The record is from RefSeq and is a predicted model, not a curated record. Lineage: Eukaryota; Metazoa; Chordata; Actinopteri; Labriformes; Labridae. Gene Ontology annotation, biological process: collagen fibril organization. The transcript has 4 exons. The coding region runs from base 128 to 700 and encodes 190 amino acids.
ACCUGUCCCAUAAGCACCAAAUUACACAUCACUCCUGGAAACAAAACAUCUGGACAACAAAAGGCUCGGAGGAGCUUAAAUUGAGGCAGCUGAGAGGAAACACGGCAGACAGACAGAUCUCUUCAACAUGAAUCCUGCUUUGGUGCUGUUUGCGUCUCUGCUGGCUGCAGCUGGGGCUCAGUCUCACGACCACCAAGACAUGGGCUGGGUCAAUGGAUACCGGCAGAGCUUCAACUUCCAGUGUCCCCACGGAGAGGUCCUCGUGGCUGCCAGGAGCUACUACAGCGAGGCGGAUGGCAUGGACCGUCUGUGGACGUUUGAGUGCCAGCCCACACCUGAGGGUCUUGGGGAGCCGAGUGACUGCUGGUGGGACGACAUCAACCGAGCUGGGUUGGAGUGGACAUCGACAUGCACUCGAAACGGGCUGGUGGCAGGAGUACAGAGCAAGUACUUUGAAUCUGUUCUGGACCGGGAAUGGCAGUUCUACUGCUGCUUCUACAAAAAACGCUGUCCCUACUCCUGCAUGAAGACCAACGACAUUCCUGAAUACCACAGAGAGGAGGGGGAGAUGGUGGUUCCUAGUUAUGGCUACUUCGUCCGGGGUGCCCAGACCACUUUCAGUGGAGUGCUGAGAGAUCGGCAGUGGAAGUACAUCCUGUGCAGGUGGACAGACUUUGACUGUGAAUUUGAGAAUCUAUAGAUUGUAUGCAGCAUUUUUUUUAAUCCAUACAUACUUUAAACCUUAACAAAAUGUAUUUACUCCAACAUGUAAACAGAAACUGACGUCAUAUAUGGCUCUAAUACUCCAUAUUUUCAUUAAUGUACAGUGUAUAAUGGAUCAAUAGGUGUGUGUUUAAUGCUUGUAUAAUCAGUUUUUCAGUCUAGCAUGGAACAAAAUGCUCAUAUGAAUAAAGGUGUAAACAUGAACACUCAGGGUCUGCUGGGAUUCUGGACGGCUAAAGUGUUUUCAAUUAGUUGCGGGAGAAACUGGAAGUCUUUUGGCAGCAUGUGAAAGUCUCUUUCCAAAACAAACAAUUAUUUGAUGCUGUGUUCAUGCUGGUGGAAAAGGCUGCGUCAGGCUCUGCUCCAAAGUCUUUCAUUCGGAGUCACGUGAGGGCGCUGGCUGUGCAGAAUGGUCUCACCAUUUUCACGGUCAUAAAAGCAUUCAGUGUUGUGAGGUGUGACUGAUGGGGAUAUUGUCUUGGAGGCAACACUUGGAACAAUCGUGUAUUUGUUGGAAGUGAUGAGAAGCUCUUUAAGAAUCACAGACAACACGAGCUAUGCAUGAAUUGAAAAAAAGACUGCACCUGCUUUCAGUUGAUUUCACACCCUGCUUUAUUAACAUGCCUCAUUCAGUUAUACAGUGUAAUGUACUGGAACACAUGUAACUACACCAUGGGAUUAAAAGCCUCAUCCCUGA